AUUACUGUUUACUGUAUCAUUGCCAUCCAGGUGUCUGGAGUGUGUUACAGAAGGACAUUUGAAAAGAGUUCAUUGAUUUUAUGAAGACUACUAAUAAUAGAGAGAAAUACAUUUUGGAGCUGUUUUAAGAACUUGCAGGGCUGUUUUCUACAGUAAAGCGCAGAACCUUGCCACAGGCCCACAACAAUGUCAGAAGAUUCGACAGCGUUUCUCCUCAUUUAUAUCAUCACUUUCCUGAUUGGUUUUCCUAAUGCUAUGCUGGCGUUCUGCUCAUGUAUUCGCAAGAUUCAGCGUAAACCUGUCCCCAUUGACAUGUUCAUGUUGAACCUUGCUGUUUCUGACCUCUUCUUCCUCACCUUCUUGCCUUUAAAGAUGAAAGAGGCAGCAGAUAACAUGUCUUGGAGCAUGCCUCGUGUCCUGUGCCGCUUCAGUGUGAUCGUGUUCUUCGCUCCUCUCUAUUCCAGCAGCCUGUUCCUGGCAGCGAUCAGCGCUGAGCGCUAUGUGUGUGUAGCGUUUCCAUUUAAGUAUAAAAGUCCAAAAAGGUUCAUUUAUACAAUACUUAUAUGCGUUUUCAUCUGGGUGCCUGUUGUAAUAAUUUCAAUAUUUCCAUACAUGGCAGCAUUUUCAGAUUCUGACGAAGUGGACAACAACACUAAUAAGCCUCAGAACUGUUAUAUUAACUUCACGGCGAAACAGCUAAAAGCAUUGCUUCCGGUGCGGAUGAGUUUAGCAGUGUUGUUUUUCCUUCUACCCCUGCUUGUCUGCUGCUUCUGUUACAUCGCUUUAAUUCGUAUUUUGAUGAAGUGUCCUCUCUUCAAGCGGCAGCGUAAGCUCCGGGUGAUCGGACUGCUUGUGGGGACGCUCCUUGUGUUUGCCAUUAGUUUCGCACCCUUCAAUGCAUCACACAUAGCGGGCUUCAUCAAAAAACAAACUCCAAAUUGGCGCAUGAACACGUUAAUGCUGAGCACUUUAAAUGCAUGUUUUGAUCCUAUUAUAUAUUUCUGUAUCUCUAAGGAUAUGAGAAAGGCCAUCAAAGUAUGCGUGAAAACCUUACGCAAUGUUUUGCCUAAUAAAGCGAUUUGUUGCUGUUGUCGUAAACUUAAGAACGGUAUCACCAAAAUAUCUUGUAAUUAAAUUACACAAAACAAAUGUACAAACACAUCAUAUGGUAACCUACACUUCACUUGGGGUGUAUGUGUUUUUAUGGGAGGCUGCAAGCAGAAAAGGACCCUACACCUUAUCACUAAAAUACCUGACCUGAGAGCAUCUCGCCGAUCUUUGUGCUUUCAGAGAUUGACACGGUCCCUACAAAGAGUUCAGUUCUCCUUGUUGCAGGAUAUCUGUUCAAAUUCACUUCACAAAAGGCCUUCGUUCAGAACACCCUGCAUGUGCGGCACA
Messenger RNA from Onychostoma macrolepis, 1398 nucleotides. RefSeq names its product free fatty acid receptor 3-like. The record is from RefSeq and is a predicted model, not a curated record. Gene Ontology annotation, molecular function: G protein-coupled receptor activity. NCBI's taxonomy places the organism in Eukaryota, Metazoa, Chordata, Actinopteri, Cypriniformes, Cyprinidae. The transcript is spliced from 2 exons. Gene Ontology annotation, cellular component: plasma membrane. Gene Ontology annotation, biological process: G protein-coupled receptor signaling pathway; cellular response to fatty acid. The coding region runs from base 187 to 1134 and encodes 315 amino acids.